Molecule: messenger RNA, 276 nt
Organism: Rodentolepis nana
Lineage: Eukaryota; Metazoa; Platyhelminthes; Cestoda; Cyclophyllidea; Hymenolepididae
Source: the annotation of a GenBank genome assembly
AUGCAUACGCCUCACAGCAGUGCUGCGGACAAUCUACCAAUGCCUAAGGAGUGGACAAACGAUACGUUUACCUCAUUGGCUCGCGCUGGCUGUGCCAAUGAGGUGGUGCUUGCACGCGGCGCACUGCGUGCACUUACACUCAGUCCCGGUUUUUACUCUCCUUUCUCACACUCACUUUGCUGGGUGUCUGGGUUCACGCUUUCUUUUCUCUACACUGAUCUUCUCCUCUUCUAUCAUUUUUUCCUGAGCAAGUGGGAGGGGGAGGGGGGGGGGUAA